AUGAGUUCUCCGCUUCCGGUCGCCCUGCAGAACAAACUGCAGGGGUUUGGCAGAGCGUCCACCACGCACCUGUCGGCCCUGAACAUCGAUCUCAUCCGCAAUAUUGUGUUUGUCCUCUUCAUCCUUAGGUAUACACGCAAGACCUUCUAUUCGCUGCGCGGCUAUGGCGUGGUCGGCAGUCUCCGCAACGUCUUCAUCUCCAUCCGCCUGUUCUGCUACUCCCUCUUCCUGCGCUCCCCCGGCGUGCGAGGCCAGGUCGAUAAGCAGGUGACCACGGCGAUUGAUAAGCUCCAGGCGAAGCUCGUUGCUAGCGGACCGGGCGUGAACCGCUACAUCACGCUGCCGAAGGAGGGCUGGUCACCGGAGCAGGUUCGCGCCGAGCUCGACAACCUCGCUGGCUUGGAACAUACUCGCUGGGAGGAUGGCCGUGUCAGUGGCGCGGUGUACCAUGGUGGUCAGGAUCUCUUGAAACUGCAGGCGGAGGCCUUUGGGAAAUUCGGUGUUGCGAAUCCGAUCCAUCCGGAUGUUUUCCCUGGCGUGAGGAAGAUGGAGGCGGAGGUUGUUGCCAUGGUUCUGUCAUUGUUCAACGCUCCCGCGGAUGGCGCUGGUGUGACUACCGGUGGUGGUACAGAAUCUAUCAUUAUGGCUUGUCUGGCGGCGCGGCAGAAGGGCUUCAUGGAGCGAGGAGUGACAGAACCAGAGAUGAUCAUCCCUGAUACAGCACACGCGGCGUUCAUCAAGGCCUGCAAUUAUUUUAAGAUGAAGCUCCACCGAGUGCCUUGCCCAGCACCCGACUAUAAGGUCGACGUCAAGGCUGUGCGCCGGCUGAUCAACCCCAACACUGUGCUUCUGGUUGGUUCGGCGCCUAACUUCCCCCACGGUAUCGUGGAUGACAUCCCCGCUCUUUCCCGGCUCGCGACCAAGUACAAGAUCCCUCUUCAUGUGGACUGCUGUCUCGGAUCGUUCGUCAUUGCCCAUCUCAAGAAGGCCGGUUUCCCGUCGCCGUACGAGGAAGACGGUGGCUUUGACUUCCGCCAGCCCGGUGUCACCAGCAUCAGUGUUGAUACUCACAAGUAUGGCUUCGCGCCCAAGGGGAACUCCGUCUUGCUCUACCGCAACAAGGUAUACCGCAGCUACCAGUACUUCAUCUACCCCGACUGGUCCGGCGGCGUUUACGCGUCUCCAUCCGUUGCAGGUUCACGCCCCGGCGCCCUGAUCGCGGGCUGCUGGGCCAGUCUGAUGAGCGUCGGCGAGGCCGGCUACAUCAACAGCUGCACGGAGAUCAUCAAUGCCGCGCGCAAGUUCGAGUCUGCGAUCCGGGAGCACCCGCAGAUCGCUCCCCAUCUCGAGAUCAUCGGUGAUCCAGCCGUCAGCGUCGUGGCAUUCGCCAGCAAGAACGGCGCCAUUGACAUCUACGACAUCGCCGAUGACCUGUCCGCCAAGGGCUGGCACCUCAACGCCCUCCAGUCCCCGCCCGCCAUGCACUGCGCCUUCACCAUUCCCACCGCCUCGGCAGUCGACCAGCUGAUUCUCGACGUGAUCGCGGUUGUGGAAAAGGAGCUGGAGAAGGCUGAGGAGCGCAAGAGACAAGGCAAGGCCUACAUUUUGGAGCGCGGCGACACUUCCGCGCUGUAUGGCGUUGCUGGCAGUAUCCCGGACAAGAGCAUCGUCAGUCGUUUGGCUGAAGGCUUCCUCGACACGCUGUACAAGGCUUAG
Molecule: messenger RNA, 1716 nt
Organism: Penicillium lagena
Lineage: Eukaryota; Fungi; Ascomycota; Eurotiomycetes; Eurotiales; Aspergillaceae
Product: sphinganine-1-phosphate aldolase DPL1
Exons: 4
Coding region: 1-1716 (571 amino acids)
Biological process (GO): sphingolipid catabolic process; carboxylic acid metabolic process
Cellular component (GO): endoplasmic reticulum
Molecular function (GO): pyridoxal phosphate binding; sphinganine-1-phosphate aldolase activity
Source: RefSeq, a predicted model, not a curated record